AUGGAUCUGAACUCGGCGUUGCGAGAGGAGUUCGACGCGUUGAAGAAAUCGUCCGCGGCGCAUAGUAUUCCGCACGCGCAGUUGCAAGCGGCGUGGGCGAGGACGAUGGAGCGAGCGUUGGAGAGUUUGGAGAGGAAGGAUGAGGCCAUCGAACGAUAUCGAGAAAAGGAAGAAGAGUUGGAGAGGAAGAUUGAAACUUUGAGCGAAGAGGUUGGGCGAUGGAAAGAAGCUAUGGUGGAAGAGGAGGAGGAGUGCACGUUGGCGGCGAAGAAGUAUCGAAAAAUCCAAGACGUCAUGGAGUAUGCGAUAGAGUUAUAUCCGAACUUCAGAUCGCAGUUCGCGAGGGCGAAGGAGAGGUUGCGCGAGAGUCAAAAAACAAGCUAUCGAGGCGAGGGACCUUCGCCGUUGUGGAAAGGCAUUUUCGACGCGAAAAAGCCGGAUUUGUUGCACAAGUUACUCCGAACGGACGCACGGGAGAAGGAUGGGUACACCGGAGAGACAGUUAAGGCUAUGGGCAGUAACGAGAUUAAGUUUUUGUACAGGACGCAUCCUGAUUCGAGAAACGCUUUGAAAAAAUUGAAGGUGCCUAUACCAAGAAGUUACAUAUACUUACAAUUUCCAAGAGAGUGUUCCGCGAGAAAAUGGGCGAGAAUUCUUUACUUCGACGAAAUAAAUUCGCUAAACCCAGAUUACGACAGCGGAGGUUUCUUGGGUGAUGUAUUCGAACACAUCCUAGGUGACAUGGGGAUGAUAUAA
Messenger RNA from Bathycoccus prasinos, 756 nucleotides. RefSeq lists its product with no specific name. NCBI's taxonomy places the organism in Eukaryota, Viridiplantae, Chlorophyta, Mamiellophyceae, Mamiellales, Bathycoccaceae. The record is from RefSeq and is a predicted model, not a curated record. The transcript has a single exon. The coding region runs from base 1 to 756 and encodes 251 amino acids.